Rotaria sordida is the source of this 720-nucleotide messenger RNA. Lineage: Eukaryota; Metazoa; Rotifera; Eurotatoria; Philodinida; Philodinidae. The record is from the annotation of a GenBank genome assembly.
AUGAUUUACUCACUAGAUGAUCCUCCUAACGAAAUUAUCGCCAAAAUUUUCUUCUAUAUCGACGGAACUUUGCCCGAGCUAUUCAUUAUCUCCCGUACUUGUCGUCAUUGGCGAGCAAUUAUUGUUGACGAAUGGUUCCUUCAACAACACUUUGCUCGUUUCUGCCGUAUUCAUACGAUUGGUCAUUGGCAGUUUGAAAAUGCAUCGAAAUUGGGACACAAUUCGAUUGAUAUCACUGGUGAUGAUCGGCUCUCUCAAACUGGUCAACCACAACAAGCAACAUGCUUUCUUGGUUCAUGCCUUCUUCUAGACGGUCGUUCAUCGAUUAAUAUUCCCGUUCGUGAUAUUCGACAAUAUCAAAUCGAUACAUUUUGCGUAUCGUUAUGGGUCAUGGAUACCUAUCCGAGAGGAAUCAGUUGGCGAACAGCUAUCGGCUCUUUGCAACAUCCAUUCAAUGCCUGGCUUCAUUUAGGUGUUAAUCUUCGUGCUGUACUGAAAAAUCAAGUAAUGAUAUCAACCGGUUCCGUACAUUUCUUUUGUGGUGCUCCGCAUCCCAUGAUGAAAAACACUUGGUAUCAAUUUGUGGCUCAAGUGUCUCGUAAUAAACAACAAUUAUUUCUUAAUGGUCAACUUCAGUGUAAUGUCGAUAUGAGUCGAAGAAUUGAUGCUGUCAUUGAUUAUCCUCAAUACUAUCGUUAUGACGAACGAUGGGAAGAUUAA